AUGGAAGAUAGUGAAAAUGAUGGUGAAAAGAAAAGUAAAAAGAAGAAAAGAAAGGCAGAUGAUGGAUUAACAGUGGAAAACUGUAAAAAUGAAAAAAAAAGACAACAACCCAUCAUGUCCAUGAAACGUAGCACGAUAAAUAUUUAUUUUUGGAUUUUGCUGACAGCACUGAUAUGCUGGGUAGUAAGAUGUGGUAAGCUGGAAGGUUAUAUAUUCCCAGUGUAUACCACAACGUCAUGUCCCAGGAGCCAAUCGGAAUGGAGAAAUAGGUCAUCUACCCUAAACUGUACAAAGAGUAAUGGAUACAUGUGUAUACCUAACGAGAACAUUACAGAACUGUUGGAGUUUUGUUACAGAUUUCGAAGAAUACCUAUAGAUAAAAGCAUCUGUUUGAUUCUGAGGAGGUCCACCUCUCUUGUGGAAGCCCACAGCUGUUCACAAUUUAUAAAUGGAUGUCCAGAUAAAUUGUACUGGAGCAAUGAAAUCUUCAAAUAUCCAAGCUGCCUAUCUAUUGGAAAUACGUGUUUUCUGGCUGAGCCAUCCUGUCAUGAACAAGAAGAAGGGUAG
Messenger RNA from Saccostrea echinata, 567 nucleotides. RefSeq lists its product as uncharacterized. The record is from RefSeq and is a predicted model, not a curated record. Lineage: Eukaryota; Metazoa; Mollusca; Bivalvia; Ostreida; Ostreidae. The transcript is spliced from 5 exons. The coding region runs from base 1 to 567 and encodes 188 amino acids.